UGCGCGACCCCCGGCUUGGCGACGUUUUUGCUCCUGCGCAGGAUGCGGCUGCUGCUUGCGCUCCUGGCUCUCGCCGCCGCCCGGCCUUCGGCCAGCGCAGAGACACACUGGUGCUACAAGGUUCAAGUUGAUGCCUCCAACCACUCCUGCUUGGGGCCCACCGAGUGGGGUGGUGACUGCCAUAAGCACCACCAGUCCCCCAUCAACAUCAACACCUCCCAGGCCCAGGUGAACAAAAGCUUGGGACCCUUCUCCUUCUCCAGCUACGACCAGAAGCACUACUGGAAGGUCGAAAACAAUGGGCACACAGUGGUAGUGUGGCUGGAGGACAAGCCCACAAUUGCUGGAGGAGGACUGGCCACCCAGUACCGGGCCCAGCAGCUGCACCUGCACUGGUCCAAGAUGAUGAAUGAGGGCUCGGAGCACAGCCUCGAUGGGCAUCGCUUUGCCAUGGAGAUGCACAUAGUACACCAGAAACAGAACGGGGCAUCGAGCAACAAGACAGAGGCCCAGAACUCCCAAGAUGAGAUUGCAGUGCUGGCCUUCAUAGUGCAGGCUGGAUCUGAGAAUGACGGCUUCCAGCCCCUGGUGGAGGCGCUGUCUGAUAUCCCCAGACCCGGAAUGAACACCACAAUGAAAAAGAGCAUCAGCUUGUUUGACCUGCUCCCCAAGGAGGAGAAACUGAGGAACUACUUCCGCUACCUGGGCUCACUCACUACGCCAGGCUGCGAGGAGAAGGUCGUCUGGACUGUGUUCAAGGAGCCCAUUCAGCUCCACGAGGACCAGAUCUUUGCAUUCUCCGAGAAGCUGUACUACGACAAUGGGCAGAAACAGAAGAUGACGGACAACGUCAGGCCCCUGCAGGAGCUGGGGCAGCGCCUGGUGCUCAAGUCCCAGGCCCCUGGACAGCUGCUGCCCUUGCCUUUGGCCGCCCUGCUGGCCCCCAUGCUCACUUGCCUGAUGGCUGGCUUCCUCCAAUGAUAGCUGUCUUCCGGACACUUGACCUCUGAUCUCAGCCCUUCAGGGCUUGGGCCUCUGUUCCUCAGGCUUCCCAGAUUGGACUUUGAUGAUGAUUAAAAGA
Molecule: messenger RNA, 1081 nt
Organism: Diceros bicornis minor
Lineage: Eukaryota; Metazoa; Chordata; Mammalia; Perissodactyla; Rhinocerotidae
Gene: CA4
Product: carbonic anhydrase 4
Exons: 8
Coding region: 43-981 (312 amino acids)
Cellular component (GO): plasma membrane
Molecular function (GO): zinc ion binding; carbonate dehydratase activity
Source: RefSeq, a predicted model, not a curated record